Molecule: messenger RNA, 635 nt
Organism: Chelmon rostratus (copperband butterflyfish)
Lineage: Eukaryota; Metazoa; Chordata; Actinopteri; Chaetodontiformes; Chaetodontidae
Gene: lsm5
Product: LSM5 homolog, U6 small nuclear RNA and mRNA degradation associated
Exons: 5
Coding region: 123-398 (91 amino acids)
Biological process (GO): mRNA splicing, via spliceosome
Cellular component (GO): U4/U6 x U5 tri-snRNP complex; U6 snRNP; Lsm1-7-Pat1 complex
Molecular function (GO): RNA binding
Source: RefSeq, a predicted model, not a curated record
UGCCGCACUGAUCUUUGCUGCCUCAGUUAGUCGUUCGAUUAUUUAUGUUUGAUUACUCUGGCCUGGCUACUGACGUUCUUUUUUGAUUGCUUCUGACUGCGCGCGGAGUCCAUUGAUCGAACAUGGCGGCUACUCCAGCAACAAAUCCGUCUCAGCUGCUCCCACUUGAGCUUGUGGACAAAUGUAUCGGCUCCCGAAUUCACAUCGUCAUGAAAACCGACAAAGAAAUCGUUGGCACCCUGCUGGGUUUCGAUGACUUUGUCAAUAUGGUCCUGGAAGAUGUGACAGAGUUUGAAAUCACACCAGAGGGAAGGAGGAUAACCAAACUGGACCAGAUCCUUCUCAAUGGCAAUAACAUCACUAUGCUCAUACCUGGAGGAGAAGGUCCUGAAGUAUGAGAAUCAUCACUGAGCAGUGACACAGUUUUGUGUUGUGGAUUCAAGUCCUUUCCUUUGUUGUGUUCCUUAGUUGAUUAUCACAUAAUUAUUGUUGUUGGAUUGUUCCUUCUUGAUCUUGAGGGAAACUAUUUUUGUAAUAAGAUUGAACAUUUGUUUGAAAAAAAGUAUAAUUAGAAGUGUGUCAGGGACCACACCUGACGAAAAAGCAUUUUUUUAACAAAUAAAUGAGAAACAGUG